CCUGAAAACGUACAAUUUUUAAAAACAUUAUUUCGUCCUAGUGCCCUAGGGCAUCUAGAUAUGCUCGGAUGGUUUGACCACACGUAUGGUUCGAAACCAAUAAAACCUUUAUGCGAUUUUUGUUCAUUUCAUUUAAUAAUGUUUUAGAGCUAGCAUUUAAUUUUGUGACAGUUUAUCAAUUUCAACGAUUGAACAAUAUGUUUUCAUUUACCGAACUCUUAGUUUUUUUUCGACAGCAGAAGUUGGCGGAAAUGGUGUGUCAAGAGACAGUAGAUAAUACUCCUAGAAGGAUUCACCGAUUUAUCCCGUUACCAAUUCAAGAUGUUUAGUAAGCUUACACAAAUUCGUACAUUUGGAUCACUUUUAAGCCCGAAAUGGAAAUUCCAAACGACGAUGAUUAUCUGAUCAGCUCUCGCAUCAACGGGAGUAACACUGAACUGCAAAAGGAAUUAUGCGGAGCGCGAUUUACCUUCCCGGCAGAUAACACAUACGGAGCCAUGUCGAUGCAUACCAAUGGGCAUAGUCCGUAUCCUGGAUCACAGUACUUUGCGGCCUUCCCAAAGACCAAAGCCAAAUUAUUCGCAGCUCUUGUUGAAUGUUCGGUUAUUAUUUUGCACUUGGCGACAUUCACUCUGAGUCGAGUCAUCUACAAUUAUGUUUUGGAUGAGAACGGAAAGGCCCAAUUUGACUUCUGGGCGGACUAUUUUCACAGCUUUCCCGCCUGCUUAUUCAUAACAUUCUUCGUAGGACCGUUUUGGGUGCAAUUUACGGCAAAGCGAAACGAAGCCCCAAAUAUAUUACCUGGCACAAGUAGGUUGUUGGUGCUAUUUGAAAACGCGCUGAAAAGAAAUGUUCCAGACCGCCAUGAGAAGCUAAUCAAGUUUUCCCGCUAUACUCUUUUAACGUGGUUGUUGACUAUGCGCGAAUUCAGUAAGCUACUCUACCAACAGUUCUCAAAUUACAUGCUGAUACAAAAAGUCCUCAAACUCACCGACGUGGAGCGAUAUGCUCUAGAGGAAAAUGAGAAGGUUAACCAACCAAUGGGUCGAGCAGUUCAUGGAUGGCUCAGAGCUAUGGUCAAAGAAAUGGAAUUCUCGGGAUAUUUCAACCCAGGCGAUGCUAAAACUCUAAAUGAUGCUGUUUACAAUCUAAAACGAAACUGCGAUGGCGUUCUGAAGUUUUCUACGCGCAAAUCAGUGACUGUUCGAUUUACAUGGGUCUCUUUUGUUGCCCUCCACGCUUUCGGAUGGUUAUCGGUUUUUGGCAUCAAGAAAGGAAUGGCCUACUUACUAUCCCCGUACGCAAUAGCUUAUUAUUGCAUGUACCUCGCAAAUGACAUUCAUCGAGUUAAUGCGUAUUCAUUCGACGACUUCGGAUAUGACAUGAUAGAGAUUUUUCAAAAGAAAAUGUACGAUUGUUCGGUUUUUUUGAACACAUACUACCUCACCUCCGACGACAUAGUCAUUUACGAUUCAAAAAAGACUUCUCUCGAGUUUUCUUGAAAAUGGUUUCGACAAUGUAUGAAAUGGAAUGCUGAUAAAUAGCCUGAUAGUACUUUGGUCGUGAAUAAACUGAUAACUUUAAUUUCAA
Daphnia magna is the source of this 1590-nucleotide messenger RNA. RefSeq lists its product as uncharacterized. The record is from RefSeq and is a predicted model, not a curated record. Lineage: Eukaryota; Metazoa; Arthropoda; Branchiopoda; Diplostraca; Daphniidae. The transcript has a single exon. The coding region runs from base 375 to 1502 and encodes 375 amino acids.